UCAGUAUUUAUUUUUGGACACAUACGGAAAGUAACUGAAAUUUGGUUGAAGAUAUAUAUAUUUUUUCAAAAUGAAAAAUCCAGAAGAGUAGUCAUAAUUCAUAAAUCCAUUGAAAUUUAAGUCUUUUAUUCGCGUUUUUAUAAUUUUCGCUCUCCCUUCCCAUUCCAUAUUUGAAUUUAAAUGGAGAUGACUUUUAAAGAGUAAAAAGAAUAAUAAGAGACUUGAAAACACACCCUCCUUAGUCCUUUCCGUUUCCAUUCAUUCUUUCUCUGUCGAAAGGUUCUUGAGUGAUGGCGUCCCAACAACACCUGGAGAAGAUGCAGCUCCGUCAGAACUAUAGGAAUCUUUGGCACACUGAUCUCAUCACUACCAUUCAUCGCCACCCUCUUUAUUGUUGCUUUGCUUUAUGGUGUGGACCAUGUGCAUCCUACAUGCUCCGGAAACGAGCGCUUUAUGAUGACAUGUCAAGGUAUACAUGUUGUGCUGGUUAUAUGCCAUGUAGUGGUAGGUGUGGAGAGAGUAAAUGUCCCGAGUUUUGCCUUUGCACUGAGGUUUUCCUCUGUUUUGGAAACUCUGUGGCCUCUACCCGAUUCCUCUUGCAAGAUGAAUUCAACAUUCAAACAACAAAAUGUGACAAUUGCAUCAUUGGUUUCAUGUUCUGCUUACAACAAAUUGCAUGCAUAUUCUCCAUAGUUGCAAUGAUUGUUGGAAGCGAUGAGAUUCAAGAGGCAUCACAAAUACUGAGUUGUUUGGCUGAUAUGGUUUACUGCACGGUCUGUGCAUGUAUGCAGACGCAACAUAAGGUUGAAAUGGACAAACGAGAUGGCAAGUUUGGUCCACAACCAAUGGCAGUCCCCCCUGUUCAGCAGAUGUCUCGCAUUGAUCAACCAAUUCCUCCUGCAGCUGGCUAUCCACCAGCAGCAUAUGGACAGCCUUAUCCAGCUCAAGGUUACCCGCCUGCUGCAUACCCUCCUCCUCAGUACCCACCAUCUGGUUAUUCUAGGUAAAUAUUUCUCUGGGUUACUUGUUGGUUGCAAGCACUAGUGUGGGUUACUAAGACAUGGAUAGGGCUUUGAUUUGCAAGCUGCAAAUUACAUAGUGAUAUAUUUUUAUGCGUGAUUUGCUUUUCGUGUUGCUGAUUUGAACAGCUAAAGGUUUAAAAAGUAGAUAUACCAUGAACAUGUCUGCUAUCAAUAGUUUAUGCAAAUUUGUAAAAGGUAAGACAUUAGAUCGGAACCGUCUUAGUGAGGUGAUAUAAUCAACGGGCUUUGAUCCAA
This is a messenger RNA of Gossypium arboreum, 1277 nucleotides long. RefSeq lists its product as uncharacterized. Bases 291 to 1007 code for a protein of 238 amino acids. NCBI's taxonomy places the organism in Eukaryota, Viridiplantae, Streptophyta, Magnoliopsida, Malvales, Malvaceae. The transcript is spliced from 8 exons. The record is from RefSeq and is a predicted model, not a curated record.